CCAGCCUUGCAUAAUUGGGAGCAGACGAGGGGGCUGAAAUGAGAAAGCGGGGGUUGUUCUUCUAGGGGGUGAGAAAGGUGUAGGUAGGUAGGUAUUUAGGUACAUGACUGGUACAAGGACUGGGGAAGCGGAUGAGCUGAAUCGUUGCAUUGAGCCAUUUGUCAAACCGAAAGAGGAGUGUAAGAAAAUUGUCGAGAUAAGCUAGCCUUGCCGUCAUCCGUACAAGUCAUCUUCAAACAAACUAUACUGUGCCUGCUUGCGCAAAUAUUCGUCGAUGGACGAUUCCGACUUUGAUUCUGAGCUUUGGGUGAGCGGGGAGGAGUCUGAUUACGACGAGGAUGAUGAGAUUGUACAGUACGCACCAAGGGCUGGAGAUACGACCUUCAACCUCGAACUAACCCUAGACGCAGAAGCUGGAGACGUCCACACCCGCAACAGACCCGGGCAGAUUCAGCGAGAAGUGGCGACCGAAUUUUACGGUGGCCGAAAAAAGAGACCGGCUUUCAAUGUCGGCGCCGUUGCUAAAGCUAUCGUUCACGGGACGCUGGACCAAAUUUCAAAAACACCUGCAACACUUCUAGUCUAUGACUUCAAGUUUUUUUCUCACCGAUCCACCCGCAUUAAGGAUGCGAACAUCUCGUUUGAAUUCCAGGCAAAGAGAGGUAGUAACAGCCUGGGACCCAUGGUGACCGCAAUCGCACCUUAUGCGAAGCAUAUUAUGAUGAGGACUACCGAGACUGUAACAAGAACGAUUGGUGGCGAUGCCGGAAUCCAAGGUGGAUCUGUUGUGACCGGGAACGCCAGUGUUUACGGUGAGAAGUCGGUUGAGAAGAUCACAACCCACGCCGCCGAAGUCGUGGGAAACAAUCCAGCCGACGAGUGGAGUAACCGGUUUCUUGCCCAGUGGUCCCUAUCAGAAAAUGAUUCGCAAGCAAGCGGUAUAAUGUCUCUCUUUAGAGCUUGCAUUCUCCUCACACGGGAUAACGAUGAGGAGUUCUAUCUCUAUCCCACCGUUGGGGUGACGCCUGACUUGAGGACGCAAUUGAAAGCACCUCUCUGGGGAUUCCGGCGUCCUGACGACCCAAUCAAGAUAGUGCCAACAAGCACUGCAGUCAACAGGCUCGGAGACAUCAUCUCGAGCUCGAAUUUGAGCUCAGGGAUAAACAAUCUGUGGGAUUGUACCUUCUACACCACAUUUGAAGAUGCAAUCAAGGCUUCAAGGCCACGGGUGACAACGGAGGACAACGCGGAGAAAGUUAUGACCGUCGAAGAAACAAAGACGGCAGUACCCUAGAAGUUAGAUUAUUGAUAUACUUGCAACUUGUGAAAGCUGCAAAAUGUACCAACCUCCCCUUCAGAGAAGAAGAAAUAAUAGAAGAAAAAGGCAAAACUACCUAGUUGAAGGUUUCCUGAACUUCAACUGUGACUACACUAGAUCCACUUAUUCUGAGACAGGUUAGUUAGUGUGGUUUGAGAUGGUUCUGCACUGUGUAGCGGAUUUCGCUUCAUAAUAUACCCCUCACAGUGCGGGUAGCACUUUCUGUUUUACAUGGCUGAUGUACUUCAUAGUGGCUGCGAUGACUUCCCUCUUUUUUACUUCCUUCAUCAUCAUUAUUCUUGUCGUCCUUUGGCCUAUACACCUGUUAAGCUAUUUACCUACCUACAUAGUAUCUACCCAGUACAUAUUGAUACAUGGAUAUUCUUA
Messenger RNA from Annulohypoxylon maeteangense, 1705 nucleotides. RefSeq lists its product as uncharacterized. The transcript has 2 exons. The record is from RefSeq and is a predicted model, not a curated record. Bases 275 to 1294 code for a protein of 339 amino acids. Lineage: Eukaryota; Fungi; Ascomycota; Sordariomycetes; Xylariales; Hypoxylaceae.